This is a messenger RNA of Baudoinia panamericana UAMH 10762, 1263 nucleotides long. RefSeq lists its product as uncharacterized. The transcript is spliced from 2 exons. Lineage: Eukaryota; Fungi; Ascomycota; Dothideomycetes; Mycosphaerellales; Teratosphaeriaceae. The record is from RefSeq and is a predicted model, not a curated record. Gene Ontology annotation, biological process: L-tryptophan biosynthetic process. The coding region runs from base 1 to 1263 and encodes 420 amino acids. Gene Ontology annotation, molecular function: anthranilate phosphoribosyltransferase activity. Gene Ontology annotation, cellular component: cytosol.
AUGGCGCAGGCAAACCACACCGGCUUCAUAUCAAUAACGCCCCUGCUGAAGCGGCUUGCGACCCUUGAGUCAGCCAGACAAGUGGGAGCAGAGGAGAUCGCCGCUGCUAUUGCUUUGAUAUUCACGAACAGUGUUUCACCAGUCCAGUUCGCAUUGUUAUUGUGGGCUCUGCACACAACCGGCCAGGACCAUUCGCCAGGUAUAUUGGCAGCAUGUGGCGCCUCGAUGCGCAAUGCGGCUACUCAGGUCGACCAAAAAUUGUUGCAUGGUGUCGUCAAGCACAAGGCGUUGGCUGAGGGAUCCUAUAGGGGUGGGCUGUGUGACAUAGUGGGCACUGGUGGCGAUGGCCACAAUACAUACAACGUCUCAACAACCUCGUCCAUCAUUGCGUCAGCGCUGCUCAUGAUGGCGAAACACGGGAACAAUUCAUCAACCUCUCUUUCUGGAUCCGCAGACUUACUGCAGCAUGCCCAGCCAACAGCCCCAGUCAUCAAAGCUACGACGAAUACAUCACUAGCUGAAAUCUAUGGGAAGACCAACUACGCUUUCCUAUAUGCUCGAGAAUGGCACCCAGGCAUGGCUUAUGCGGCGAGCACAAGGAAAGAGAUUCCUGUCAGAACCAUCUUCAAUCUUCUGGGACCGCUCGCGAACCCAGUGCACGACACGGGUCUGAUUGAAGCGCGCAUCCUUGGGGUUGCUCGCAAAGACAUCGGCCCGAACUUCGCGGAGGCGCUCCUGUUGAGCGGCGCGAAGAAAGCCCUGGUUGUUUGUGGGGAUGAGAACCUCGAUGAAUUCUCGUGUGCUGGACCGACCCACUGCUGGUAUAUCCAUGAAGGUGACGAAGCUGAAAAUGCAUCGGGCACUCAUUCGAAGAAGCAUACCACCAUUACCGAGUUAAUGAUGUCCCCCUCCGACUUCGGCCUACCGUGCCACCCACUGAGCGAAGUGCACGGCGGUAAAGGUCCAGCGGAGAAUGCAGAGAUCCUGAUGAAGAUUCUGCGAAACGAGCUGCCGGCUAACGACCCUGUCUUGCAUUUCGUUCUGCUAAACACUGCCUGUUUGCUCACUGUGAGCGGCAUAUGUGAAGCAGGCACAAGCCAUAUGGGUCCCGGGGAUGACGGUAACGUGUUAAAGGAGAGAGGGCCUGGCGGCUUGAGGUGGAAAGAGGGCCUCAGAAGGGCCAGAUGGUGCAUCGAAAGCGGCGCUGCGUUGAAGCAGUGGGAGGGCUUUGUUGAAGCUACGAAUGCGCUGACCGCAAGCUAA